Molecule: messenger RNA, 1110 nt
Organism: Penicillium bovifimosum
Lineage: Eukaryota; Fungi; Ascomycota; Eurotiomycetes; Eurotiales; Aspergillaceae
Product: putative formamidopyrimidine-DNA glycosylase
Exons: 2
Coding region: 1-1110 (369 amino acids)
Biological process (GO): base-excision repair
Cellular component (GO): nucleus
Molecular function (GO): DNA-(apurinic or apyrimidinic site) endonuclease activity; DNA N-glycosylase activity; zinc ion binding
Source: RefSeq, a predicted model, not a curated record
AUGCCCGAGUUAGCAGAGAUCCACCGCAUUGUGCAUUUCAUUCGUGAGCAUCUUGUUGGGAAGACACUCUCGAAAGUACAAGCACAGCAUGACGACAUUGUAUUUGGCAAAGUUGGCACCAGUGCCGCCGAAUUUCAGAAGGCAAUGCAAGGGAAGAAGGUUGUGGGAGCAGGCCAGCAAGGCAAAUACUUCUGGAUGACGAUGUCUUCACCACCGCACGCCGUGAUGCACUUCGGUAUGGCUGGCUGGUUGAAAAUCAGGGAUGCCGACACCUAUUAUUAUCGGUCUGACAAGCCUGGCGAUGAGGAAUGGCCUCCUAAGUAUUGGAAGUUCUUGCUGGAGACAAGUGACGAGGUGAAAACAGAGGCAGCAUUUGUGGAUGCCCGCAGACUUGCUCGCAUUAGGCUGGUGGAUUGUCCGGCCGAUGAGAUUCGAAGCCAUACACCCCUGAAGGAGAAUGGACCUGAUCCAGUCACCGAUAAGGACAUUGUGAAUGAAUCAUGGCUGACAGAGAAGCUGGGGAAGAAGAAAGUACCGAUUAAGGCUUUGCUGCUCGACCAAGCAAAUAUCAGCGGAAUUGGAAAUUGGAUGGGCGAUGAGAUCCUCUAUCAUGCCAAGAUACACCCAGAGCAAUACAGCAAUACUCUGAAAGAAGAACAGAUCAAGGAGCUACACACCGCCAUUCACUAUGUCUGCUCGACAUCUAUCGGUGUACUGGCAGAUUCAGAAAAGUUCCCCGAGCACUGGCUUUUCAAACACCGAUGGGGCAAAGGGAAGAAGAACCACUUGAAUGCCCUUCCCAACGGCGACAAGAUCAGUUUCCUUACCGUUGGAGGCCGGACCAGUGCCGUUGUUCCAGCUGUCCAGAAAAAGACUGGCGCUGUCGCCAAGGAUAUUGAAGAAGAUGCUACACCAUCCACACCGGCCAAUUCGAAACGGAGACGUGUCGCCCCAAAGAAGGAAAGCGAAUCGGAAGUGGAGGAGAGUCAGACAAAGAAGCGGGUGACUUCAAAGCAAAAGAAGCCGGUUAUGAAGACUGAGGAUUCCGAUGAGGAGAAGACAAAGCCUGCUGUUGUUGGCAGAAGACGAUCUACCCGUAUAACAAAGUGA